Molecule: messenger RNA, 960 nt
Organism: Hydatigera taeniaeformis
Lineage: Eukaryota; Metazoa; Platyhelminthes; Cestoda; Cyclophyllidea; Taeniidae
Source: the annotation of a GenBank genome assembly
AUGAAGCGUUCAUUCUUUAGUAUUCCUCCAGAAAAGCGCGCUCGCUUGCGUUUGGACGCUGUGGUGGUCUUGUUAGAGCGACCCAGCUAUCCGAGUCAGUUGUUAAUUGGCUACAGCGGUGGUGUCUGUGUGCUUUACGACCUACAAGGCGAGCGAGUUUUGGCCCUUUUGCCUUGCCAGUAUGAACUUGAAUCGGCGGCGUGGUGUGGAGGCAGUGGGAUGCCGGUUAGGGGGGCAGCAGUCAACCCAACAGCCACACCGCCUCAUUUGGGUACUCGCGUAAUCACUGCGUACGGAAACGGUUCCCUGGGUGUAUGGCAAAUACCACUAUUUGCCACCGGGCCCGGUUUGGCCACUGAGUUGGGGCCUCAGACACUCCAGAUGAUGGAAUCGCCUAGCAUGCCUUACGGUCCGUUUCCCUGCAAACUGAUCGGUAAGGUCUUUUGGCUACUGUCUCAUGAAGGCGGAAUAACAAUUUUCACGGGUGGAAUGCCGCGCUCUAUCUACGGUGAUCGAAAUACCGUCAGCAUUUUGCGUGGGUCUAAUUUGGAUCAGGCUGCUGCAGCAAAUAUAGCCGCCGCUCUGCGAGCUGACAGCGAGGGAGAUGCAGCAGUGGGUGAGGAUGUGUGUGACACUGGCAUGAAUGCCGACAUUCUUCUGCCUAACGGUCUUGUACCCGGGGCUCCGGUGCAUGUCUUCGAUUCUGAUGCACCAGAACAUGUCUGUCUGGACCUACCCUCCCCUGUGGUCGAUGCCUGUCCGUUGGGUACUGCAGGAGGUCCUGCCACCGGGCUGUUGGUACUGUGCGAGGAAGAGCUAAUUGCGGUUGACUUGCUCACUCCUGGAUGGCCACUGCUUGAGCUGCCAUACCUUAAUUGCCUCCACGCCUCAUCUCUCACUGCCUAUGGUCUCUUCACUCAGGUGAAUCCCGCCUUCUUGGAAGGCUUGGAGAGUCUUGGC